UAUUUUUCAUUUGCUCUCCCUACCUAUUAUUGAACCUCCUUCCCCAUGACAAACAUCAUCAAGGGCAUUGACCCUGACGACUAUUCUGUGGUAGAGGACGCUGAUAGUGCCUCUAUUGCGACUGCCCAUACACCAGAGAUACCUUCCAGCAAUUUACCUGCCGAUAAAGAGCAACAGGUCAGUGAUGCGAGCGAUACAAUUCCUCUCCAGUACUUGCGCACCCUCGUUAAAUUACGUGUCGCUACCAAGUCACACCAUGAAGAGUGUUUUUUGCAGGCAUAUUCCAAUAUAGCUUGCCAGGAGUUUGCCGGUCUCUCUCUCCAGAACUACGACACCAGUAGCAUUAAGGACGCGGAAGCCCGUGUUAUUAGACGCAAUACUCUGUUUACUGAUGUCAUACAAAACGUUGAUCUUGUAUGCGCUAGCUUUGAUAGCGCCAUAAAGGCGUAUAUUAGGGCACUUAACCAUGAUACCAAAUUGACAGCUAUCAGAGAACAUGAAACAUAUUUCCGUGGAGUCUUGGACUCGGCAGCUACUACCUUCAACUCAUUGGAGUUUGUGACGAGCCCUGAUUCAUACUUGGACAAGUUCAUUCUAUGGCUUGUUUCUGAUGAGGAUUUUUCCCUAAGCAAUUGGCACACCUACAUUGCAUACCAUGCAUCCCCGCUUGUUAGAUACUUCCUGGAAAAACACAUAGUCGAUACUGAAGAUUGGGGGUUCAGCAAAGGCUGCUCUUGCUGCUGCAUUCGCCUUGAAAGCUUUGAAGGAUAAUUCGCCAGCCAUCAGAUGUGCCAUUGCUGAGAUGGGCUCUUGGAGUGAUAUAUCUGCCCACUUAAAAAAUGCCCUUUAUACGCAGCCAAGGUCAACAUGCGGGGCAUGCUUAACGGGUAGCCGAAAAAACUACCACUCAUGUACCAGCUGGGGGACAAUUGUUGCGAAGUAUUACAAUCUCUCGUUUAUUUGUGGUAUCACCAAUAACUCUCAGCAGGAAUUACUUGUGGUAACUUUGAAGGAAAAGAAAGUGGCAGACAUUGCAGCCUUUAGUUUUAACACUUUGUAAUGGUUAUGCCAUG
Linderina pennispora is the source of this 1073-nucleotide messenger RNA. RefSeq lists its product as uncharacterized. The transcript has a single exon. The record is from RefSeq and is a predicted model, not a curated record. NCBI's taxonomy places the organism in Eukaryota, Fungi, Kickxellomycota, Kickxellomycetes, Kickxellales, Kickxellaceae. The coding region runs from base 46 to 771 and encodes 241 amino acids.